UUUUCUUUUAGGUCAUUCGAUCGAGUCUUGUAGUUUAGCUCGAAUAUUUCCUGUUCAGGGUUUCCAAAAAUUUAAACUUCGUGCAAAGAGUCUAAACUUCUUGCAAUCUCGUACGCAACAUAAACAUUUUGGCCAGAAUGAGGAGUCUCAGAUUUUAAGACACUUUAAAGUCCUUAAUGAACAUCUUAACAAUGACAUUGUAUUUGAAAGAGCCACAGCAGCUUCAGUGACGUACGACAAAAACGGCAUGGCAUUUAAGAUCGAUCUACGAAAAAGCCCAAUCAAGGGACGUAUUAUACGGGCGUCAUUGCAAAUAGUAGUUCGCAUGCAGGUCUCACGCGGUUCAGCAAAACAGUGUUUAUAUCGCCGUGUCGUAGGCAAAACUGUUGCAGGCAUUAUCGCAUUAUUGGGUUUUGUGUUUAUGAUCGGGCAAGGGUCUUCUGAAGCUAAAGCAUCUUGCGCUGACACUUUCGUCAAGUAUUUCGAAGACAACACCGUUGCGUGGAAAAGGGUUAAUCAUCAGUCGUCUUCGCCACUACACGUGAAAUUGCCAGUUCAUUUCGCCCCUUUCAAUCCUGACCUAAUUAACAAAGAAUUGAAAAAUGAUCUUUCUGAAGUGUCUCUCCUGCAUAUUUAUUUUACUAACGCGACAAGUGUUGAAGAUUAUCGUUCAAAAUGGCGUCCUGACAUACAAGAAUGGGUCACGACAGUAAGCAAUGUAAGUGGAGUAGAGUGGCUUGUAGUUUUUGACAGCACCAAAGCCCGUGAAAAGAAGAACAGGGGUGCGGUUCUGGAGAAGAUUAAAAAUGAUUUUGCGAGACUCGUUGAAAUUGACGGAAAUGUUGCUGAUUCAGUGCUUUCUUUGCCAACAACUGCCAAAGACCGAAUGCUAUCCUUUUUGGAUAAGGUCGUCGCUGAGGAGGAAAAAAAACUUUCUGAUUUUAAGGAGGAUUAUUAUAAACUGGACUUCAAUUACGUUGGAUACAGUAAUGCUCAAAUGCGAUUGAUACGGGUCUACUAUUCAUUAAAUGUAAUUGAAAGAGUGUUGGCAAAACUAGACGAGCUUGAUGCUUUGAUCUCUCUUAUUGUGGGAUACUUCGUCAGCCAAACUAUCAGACCAAAAUGGAUUUCUGUUGGUGAAGCUGCUGCAAGCGAACUCGGUCCCUUGUGCAGGUUUAGGAAAGAUGAAACUGCUUCGUUCUUAACGUGGCUUAACGGUGGUACAAAACUUCUUGAGGAAAUCAACUGUCCAAGCGUUAUUGUCGAGCUUAGUGAUGCAGUUUUUAGAGAUUCUAUUCGCGAAGAUGAACGAUUUGCAAACUUUGUUCACAAGUGCUUUGAAAAUGCAGUCAUUCUUUUGGAACAGUAUGGAUGGGAACGGCAGCAGCGUUUGAUUGAAUAUGACCUUGCACUUCUUCUCCUUGGUUUUAACCGUCCUAAGGUUGCUGUUCCUUACCUAAUGAAAGUUAUUUUUUUGUUUCUUCGUGACGAAUCCUCUUUACUUGCUGAGCUGUUGUCUUCUGUGGUUAAACAUCUGGAGCCCUCUUUUGAAGUAUAUGCCAAAGAGAUGGUACAGUUUUAUGCGAUUUUGUCAUUACAAGGAGAAGAUGAGGAAGAGUCUGUAUUUUAUUGUCGUAAACUGAUAGAAGUGCUUGAGAAAGGAAACAUUGGGAAGCCUAUGUGGUCCCCAGAGAUGUCGAAGCGUUACAUACCUUUACGGGCAACACUUUCUUCCACUGUUCCUCAGAUUAUUGCUACUCCUGGUGAAUUACUAAAAAUGUCUCUUUGUGUCUUCAACAAGUUUCCGUUAUCGCUUCCGAAUUGUGAUGUUCGUUGCAUUUUCAAGAAAGUGACUUCAGCGAAAUCUGUCACAAAUAGUGAGCGAGGUCUUCGUUACAAAUGUUCUUACUUCGCUUCAGAAGGAGUUGCUCGAUUCGGAUAUGUUUUACCAAGGCGAAAGUCUUCAAAUAAACUUGUCUGUGAAGAAGAGCAAGCUGUCUACGAUAAGAAAAUGGACAGGACCUUUAUUGUUUUUAAAAAUAUUGAAAGUCUUCCGUGUUCUCUACCUUCUGGUCAAACAGUAUUGGAGCUUCAAGCUAAAUCAGCGAAUCAGGUUUUUGAAGAUUUUCAGGCACAAUAUUUUGGCACUUUUGCUUUGGAACAUGUUGUAAUUACGAUUAUGAAUUCUUUAAAAUUUUCGUUUACCUUGUCUGAUCUGCUGGAAGCCGACUUCAACACGUCGCUGCGUCCAAUCUGUUUUAUAUACAAAAAAAUGCCAUCUGUCCGUUUAAAAAAUCAAACAAAUGAUUUGUAUGCUGGCGUUUCCCAACUAAUAGAAAUUGAACUAUUUUUUGGCUCAGAAGUUGAUGUUGAGAAGGAAUACUUUUUGGAAGUGGAGACUGCUGAUCAUUCAGCUGUUGAAUUUUGGAAGCCCUCGGACUCCAAGUGGUCACGAAAGUGUAAACUCUCUGCUGGAAAAGGCUCGCCUGGAUUAUCUGCUACCGUACCUGUAUAUGUGUGCUGCCUACUGCAUAACUUGAUAAAAUACUGCUCUGAGGAAAACAAGUCGUUAUUUUUUAAAAAGUUAGUAGUUACUUGGCAAGGUCUUGAAUGGAAGUUUGACAUAUCAUUUAAGCCGAUCUUACAAGUAAAAAAAGCAACGUCUUUGCUCGAAGAUAAGCUCUUAUUGGAUCUGCAGUUUCUCCGUUCAGAUAACUCGUGCUGGGUGGUGAUCCCGGAAGAAGCUGUUGUUACUGCCUGCGAAUCAGACUUGCAAAAGCCCGCAAAGUUACUUAACCCAAAAUUGACGGAUAUCUUGCCUUCAAGCUUAUAUCGUAUUGUCUGGGUUUUGGAUGACGAAAUCAAUCAGAAAAAUGACGUUGCGGAGUUAAAAUUCAAUUUUAAAUAUCGAGUUCGCUCAGUUAAUGGAGUUUAUAAUAAUGUUCCAGAAGCUGUUUAUAACCGAACACACAACUACGACGAUGUUUUUGCCGUUCCUUACAAGAAAGCUUUGUAUGAACUCUUCGCUCAAGUUCUAUCAGCUCAGCCUGGCGCAGUUCUUUGUAGAAUUGAUAGUCCGUGUGAUCUUAUAGUAUCUUUAAGAAGCCUCUCGACAAGAUCUGAGACUGUAAUUAUAUCAAUAGAUGCAGAUGAUGAACAGUGGUCUAUUAAUGAGAAACAGAAAUUUUUACAUGUUAAAGAAAGUGGUCUCGGACAGGCGUCGUUUUCUAUAGUCCCAAAAAUGAUUGGAUUUUUACCUUACCCGUCUAUUGCUGUUUUCCGUUGUCAGCAUCGUAGGUCCAAUUCCGAUAAGUCUGCGUUGCCUCGUUGUGAACAGAAUGAUGUUGGCGCACGUGUUCCCAGUUUCGUUAGGUCUGCUGGGAAGCAAAUACAUGUUUUAGGUUUACAUCAUUCGGCAUCAGAUCAAAAACUGGCUCACGAUAAGACAAGACGUCUUAAAGAUGCAAAAAAUCGUCUCGCAAAGUUGUUUGACUAG
This is a messenger RNA of Enterobius vermicularis (human pinworm), 3496 nucleotides long. NCBI's taxonomy places the organism in Eukaryota, Metazoa, Nematoda, Chromadorea, Rhabditida, Oxyuridae. The record is from the annotation of a GenBank genome assembly.